UAUACUAUAAAAAAUACUACUGCCAUUUAAAACCUAAAAGUAUAUAAACAACCAAUAUUCAUCUAUUCGGAGUAUAUUUUUUACGGCAUAUCUCUUGGGUUGUCAAAUUUUGCCAUUUUCUCUCGAUUUCCUGUUGUCUUCCUUCUCUUCUAUGUUCAUCUGCAAUUAAGUAGGAGUAUAAACAAUGUUAGAUAGAGAAACUCGAGAUACAAAUACCCAAAUCUCAUCACCGAAAACCCCAAGUUCCCUUACAUUUCACUAUUUGGAUUUUUAUUUUAUUAGAUUUUAAUUCAAUUUUCAAAUUGUAUUCCGUUUUGAUUUUCAUUUUCUUUUUAAUCACUGAUUUAAAUAGUGAUUUUUAAAAGGAGAAUUGGAAUUACAUUAGGUUUUUGUAGAAGUUUUGAUUGAUCCAAUAGACAAUUUAGAUUUAACGUGAAUUGUCUGUUGUAUGGGUGUUGUUUAUAGAUAAAAAUUGUCUGGAUUGUAGACAAUUAUAAAUUUUUGAAUUAGAAAACGGAAGAAGAUUCAAGAAUGCAGUUAAAUGAUCAAUUGUUGAACAAUGCGAGUUCAUCGUGUAAUUCGCUAUCGAUGGAUAAAAAUGGAUCUUUUUGUUCCUCCAACGAUAACUUCUGGUCCAAAGAUCGCCAUGAAAUUAACAACUAUCAGCUUGCGAAGUUUUGGAGCAAUCUUCCGCAGCAAGCUCGUCAAAAUCUGUUGAGGAUUGAUAGACAAACUCUAUUAGAACAAGCUCGGAAGAACUUGUACUGUUCCAGAUGCAAUGGGUUGUUGCUUGAAAGGUUUAUGCUGAUUGUUACGCAUGGGAAGUCAUUGCAGCAUGAAGGAGCUGGCAGUCAGAUUCCUUGCAGUGGAGUCGGAGAAAUUUUGAAUGAUCAAAUGAACGGUGGGGUGUGUACAACACCAAUCUGCGAGGACGAAAUUCAAGAUCCCUCUGUGCACCCCUGGGGAGGUCUGACUACUACAGGAGAUGAAGAACUUACGCUUUUAAAUUGCUACUUGUACUCCAAAUCCCUUGAAGGACUUCAAAAUGUUUUUGAUAGUGCUCGUUCAAGGGAGCGAGAACGUGAAUUGUUUUUUCCCGAUGCUUGUGGAGGAGGUGGUCGGGGUUGGAUAGGAAAAGCAAGUAGACAUGGGAUUAGGGAAACAUGUGCUCUGCAUACUACUAGACCCUCUUGUGACUCAUUGGUAGACUUUUGGUCUGCACUUGGAGAGGAGACACGCUAUUCGCUUUUGAAGAUGAAGGAAGAGGAUUUCAUAGAAAGACUUAAUUACCGGUUUGACAGCAAAAAGUUUUGUCGAGAUUGCAGAAAGAAUGUCAUUUUUGAGUUUAAGGAACUCAAGGAAUUGAAACGAAUGCGGAGAGAACUUCGGUGUACCAGUUCGUUUUGUGUUGUGGAUACUGCUUUUGAGUACGAGAUAUCCAAUGACACACUCCAUGCUGAUUGGCAUCAAACAUUUAGUGAUUCGUAUGAGGCAUAUCAUCACUUUGAAUGGGCAGUAGGCUCAGGAGAUGGAAAAUCUGAUAUUUUGGAUUUCGAAAAUGUUGGGAUGAACAGAAGUGUUGAAAAAAAGGGUUUAAAUCUAGAUGGUCUGAAUGCCUGUUAUAUCACCUUGAGAGCCUGGAAACUGGACGGUUAUGGUUCUGAGCUUUCUGUUAAAGCUCGUGCAUUGAAAGGAAGGGAAUGUGUUCAUCGCAGGCUUACUGUUGGAGAUGGUUAUGUAAUGAUUAUGCAUGGGGAAAGUAUAAAAGAACUUUUUGAGCAUGCUGAAAAAGCUGAAGAUGAGGCAGAUGAUGAAUCCGUGGAUACGGAGGGAAAUGAUUUGGAUGGCAAAUGCCCUCGUCCGCAGAAGCAUGCAAAGACUCCUGAACUUGCACAACAAUUUCUUCUAGAUGCUGCUACUAUCGUUUUUAAGGAACAGGUUGAAAAGGCUUUUAGGGAAGGUACUACUCUCCAAAAUGCACACAGCGUAUUCAUCUGUCUUGCAAUGAAACUCCUUGAAGACCGUGUUCAUGUUGCUUGCAAAGAAAUAAUAACAUUGGAAAACCAGACGAAACUUCUUGAAGAAGAAGAGAAGGAAAAACGAGAAGAAGAAGAACGUAAAGAGAGAAAAAGAAACAAGGAAAGAGAGAAGAGGCUUCGUAGAAAGGAGAGGUUGAGGGGAAAAUGCAAGGAUAAAAAUCCCAUGCCUUCGGAGGUCUCAGAGGAAACAAUUUCAGCAUGCAUUGAUGAGGAUGCCGCUAAUGGCAUUAGAGAUUCGGUAGGUGAACAUGUUGAUACUAAAUUUUCUGAAUCCGCCCCUACAAAAUGUCUUGUUGAGUCAUCAUUAAAUGAUUAUACUGCUUCUGAUCAUCACAUUAUUCUCGAUGGUGGUGAUGAAGAUAUCACUGAUGUUCAAGAGGGAAAUGAGACGUUUUCUCUUGAUAAAAAUUGUAUUCAAUUGAAUCAAAAUCCCAUGCCUUCGGAGGUCUCAGAGGAAACAAUUUCAGCAUGCAUUGAUGAGGAUGCCACUAAUGGCAUUAGAGACUCGGUAGGUGAAAAUGUUGAUACUAAAUUUUCUGAAUCUGCCCCUACAAAAUGUCUUGUUGAGUCAUCAUUAAAUGAUUAUACUGCUUCUGAUUAUCACAAUAUUCUCGAUGGUGGUGAUGAAGAUAUUGCUGAUGUUCAAGAGGGAAAUGAGACGUUUUCUCUAGAUAGUUUGAAGGGCACAGAUCGGAAAUUGAAAGCUCAAACGGACUUACAAUGGAGUUCAGAUAAUGGGGCUGUGGCUUACAAGUCGGAGUCAAAUUAUGAUGAUCCUUAUGAAAAAUUAAACAAGGGAGUUGAUUAUAUUAGUAGUGAUCCGAGGUUUAUCCAUAAGGCUCAUUGUUCUAGCAUCAGGAUGACUGACAGGAAUGAUCUGCACUCUUGUGACUGUAAUCAGCAAUAUGACUAUAGGUCAAAGGGUGAACAACAUUUGUCUGGAACACGACUUAAUCGGGAGACCAGAUGUAUUCCAAAGACGGGAUCAGCUUCUGACUUGCCUAAGCCAGUUCAUCGAAUCAAGAUGUUUAAUCGUACAGAUUCUGUAAGAACCGGGAGCAAGAUUUCAAAAUAUAAUAGUGCAUCAGGAAGAGAUUCGAUGCGUAUAAAGAAAGUCUGGGAGCCUGUAGAGUCACAUAAGAGGUAUCCUCGAAGUAAUUCAGACUCAAAUGUUACUUUGAGAUUGCGUGAUUUUAAGACAGAGGAUAACGAGCCUAACAAGUGCACAGCAGAAGAUUUUUGUUGUGAAAUUACCAAGAAAUUUUCAGGGGAUAGUCAGGUGGACGAUAAUCAGGAUGGAUUUGUAACAGAACCCAGGUAUCAUCCCAAGAAAACCACUGAAGAGGAAAAUUCAUGUUUAUCGGCAAGUUUUGAUCACUGUUUAUCAUACCACAGUGAGGGAGAUAGAAAUACACCAUCCUCGAAUCAUCAAAAUCUUGAAUCGUCAUCUACAACUGAUUCAGAAGAUCAUAGUGAUCAGUCAGCUUGUGUUAACGGCUCAUAUGAUGGUCGUGAUGGGAACGAGAAUAGCGAAAGGACUAUCGACAAAGAAGCUACAAACUUUUUGACCUCGUAUGCUGGGAAUCAUUUUCCUCAGCUCUCCCCCGCUAAAACGCCCAAACAUACUGCGAAAAGUGAGAAUCUUGUUAAUGGAGUUUCAUCUGCACCGCAAGGUUUGGUUCCACUUCCAAUGAUGCAGAAUCCGAGCAUUUUGGUUCCUUUUUUCCUUAGUCCAUCAGCUGCGGGUUACUAUCAUCCAAAUUAUGUUCCAUGGUCAACAGAUUCAGCUGGGUUAAUGGCUACAAACCCAUACCACCAUGAAAACCCUUACCUCUUGACUUGUCCAAUAGAUUAUGGUCCGAAUCCAGACUCAAACUUCUGCAUUCCGUAUGGGCAAGUGCAGCAUUUGGCAUCUCCUUUCAUGAACAUUCAUACAACUAGUAGACAAGAUUUUAUGGGUGAAUCUACGAGAGAAAAUGUGGUUACCAGGCCUCAUUCGGUCGAUGCUCCUUCAAUGGUAUGCUCUUAUCAACGGAACUUGACCAAAUUGGAUACGAAAAAUGAAGGCUUCUCGUUGUUCCAAUCUGGUGGGCCUUUGCGGUCUUCAGAUGAGCGGAAACCUUGUGAGAUUUCUUCCUGCCGUGUUGAUGGUGAUCAGAAAGCUAGCAGUAAGAAAGAAACAUUCAAAGAAUACAAUUUGUUUGGCCCUAGCACCAGUAUACAUUUUUCUAGAGAUUAGUUAAAGGUAUUGAGAUUGCAAUUUAGAAGUCAGUCUCUACAUACAAUUUUUGUAGGUUUGAACAUUAAUAGUGCUUUGAUAAAGAUCUACAUUCAAAAGUUUAAUCUUUGAUUUGUUUGAAUGGUAUUAUCAGUUUUGGUAUUUCUAGAGACAGAUACAAAGUUCAGCUCGUCUUAUACGACACCCGUUGCACCAUAAUACGAACUCA
Messenger RNA from Amaranthus tricolor (Joseph's coat), 4486 nucleotides. RefSeq lists its product as uncharacterized. Bases 532 to 4278 code for a protein of 1248 amino acids. The transcript is spliced from 8 exons. Lineage: Eukaryota; Viridiplantae; Streptophyta; Magnoliopsida; Caryophyllales; Amaranthaceae. The record is from RefSeq and is a predicted model, not a curated record.